AUGAAUUUGGAUAUAAAUGUUUGCGACGAAUAUCAAAGAACACCAUUAUUCAUAUCAUGUUGGGAGGGAAAUGUAGACAUAGUUCAUUUACUAUUAAACAACAAAUGUAACCCUGAUCUGUGUAGCAAAUAUGGCAUGUCUGCUCUGUAUGUUGCGUCAUGGAUGGGAUUUAGUCCUAUUGUAAAGUUGCUGUUAGAAACAUAUGGAUAUGAAAAUGCUGUUUCACUUCUGUUGAAGGAUCAAAUUCAUGCUGGAAAUUUUUGUCAAGAUGACAAGUCACCUAUAACUCUGGCUUUGGAAAAUGAAAACAUCUUAAAUAUGUUAUUGGAAAAUGAUUUCUUUCAAUUUUGUAAGUCACAUCAACAGCUUUUAUGUAAAGCAGCAUCGCAAGGAUUUGUAAAAAUUGUGGAGUUAUUAUUACAGUAUAAUGUAACUCCCAAUGAUUGUAAUAACUUUCGCGAGUCACCACUUUUUUUGGCAAUUAAAUCUUAUAAUAUAGAUAUUGUCAAACUGUUGAUACAUAAUAAAGCCAAUCCUAAUAUAUCAGAUGUGAACGGGAAUUCACCUUUACACCUAGCAGCACAAUGUAAUAAAACAGAAGCAGCAGCAAUAUUGCUAGAACACGGUUGUGAUAUAAACUUAUGCAAUAGAAAUGGCGAGUCACCGCUUUAUUGGGCAAUUAAAUCUUAUAAUGCAGAUAAUUUCAAACUGUUGAUACAUAAUAAGGCCGAUCCUAAUAUAUCAGAUAUGAAUGGGAAUUCACUUUUACAUCUAGCAGCACAAUGUAAUAAAACAGAAGCAGCAGCAAUAUUGAUAGAACACGGUUGUGAUAUGAACUUAUGCAAUAAAAAUGGCAAGUCACCACUUCAUGUGGCAAUUAAAUCUGAUAAUGCAGAAAUUGUAAAAAUCUUGAUUGAUAAUAAGGCCGAUCCUUAUAUAUCAGAUAUGAAUGGGAAUUCACCUUUACACCUAGCAGCACAAUGUAAUAAAACAGAAGCAGCAGCAAUAUUGCUAGAACACGGUUGUGAUAUAAACUUAUGCAAUAGAUAUGGCGAGUCACCACUUUAUUUGGCAAUUGAAUCUUAUAAUGUAGAUAUUGUCAAACUUUUGAUACAUAAGAAGGCCGAUCCUAAUAUAUCAGAUAUGAAUGGAAAUUCACCUUUACACAUAGCAGUACAAUGUAAUGAAAUAGAAGCAGCUGAAAUAUUGCUAGAACAUGAUUGUGCUAUAAACUUAUGCAAUAGAAAUGGCAAGUCACCACUUUAUUUAGCAAUUGAAUCUUAUAAUGUAGAUAUUGUCAAACUUUUGAUACAUAAGAAGGCCGAUCCUAAUAUAUCAGAUAUGAAUGGAAAUUCACCUUUACACAUAGCAGUACAAUGUAAUGAAAUAGAAGCAGCUGAAAUAUUGCUAGAACACGAUUGUGAUAUAAACUUAUGCAAUAAAAAUGGCGAGUCACCGCUUUAUGUGGCAAUUAAAUCUGAUAAGGGAGAAAUGGUAAACAUUUUGAUAAAUAAUAAGGCCGAUCCUAAUAUAUCAGAUAAAUAUGGCCAGUCCCCUUUACAUCUAGCUGUGAAAUAUAAUAAAACAGAAGCAUCUGAAAUAUUGAUAGAACCCGAUUGUGAUAUAAACUUGUACAAUAAAGCUGGCGAGUCACCACUUUAUUUGGCAAUUAAAUAUGAUAAUUUUGAUAUUGUAAAAUGUUUGAUACAUAAUAAGGCUGAUCCCAAUAAAUUAGAUAACUAUGGGAAUUCACCUUUACACCUAGCAGCACAAGAUAAUAAAGUAGAAGCAGCUGCAAUAUUGCUAGAACACGAUUGUGAUAUAAACUUAUGCAAUGUAAAUGGCCAGUCGCCACUAUAUGUGGCAAUUGAAUCUGAUAAUGUAGAUAUUGUAAAACUUUUGUUACAUAAUAAGGCCAAUCCUUAUAUAUCAGAUACAUAUGGCGAGUCAAAUCUGGGAGUAAAAUGGAAAAAAGAAGAAAAAAAGGUCGCUUCUAUGUUUAUGGUAUCAAAUCUUGAUUCUACAAAUCUAGGCAUAUCAUUGCCAGAAUACACGUGUAAUCCAGGCAUUUUUAAUGCAAACAGCAACUCUGCAUUGUAUGUUGCGUCAGAUAAAGGGGAUACUGAAAUAGUUAAACUAUUGCUAGAACUCAAGUGUGAUCCAAACUUUGUACAUGAAAACAGCAACUCUGCAUUGUGUGUUGCUUCAGUUAAAGGACAUACUGAAAUAGUCAAACUAUUGCUGGAACACAAGUGUGAUCCAAACUUUGUUAAUAAAAACAGAAACUCUGCAUUGUAUGUUGCGUCAGAUAGAGGGCAUACUGAAAUAGUUCAACUAUUGCUAGAACACAAGUGUGAUCCAAACUUUGUACAUGAAAACAGCAACUCUGCAUUGUGUGUUGCUUCAGUUAAAGGACAUACUGAAAUAGUCAAACUAUUGCUAGAACACAAGUGUGAUCCAAACUUUGUAAAUGAACACAGCAACUCUGCAUUGUAUGUUGCUUCAGACAACAGUAACUCUGCAUUAUGUGUUGCGUCAGAUAGUGGACAUACUGAAAUAGUCAAACUAUUGCUAGAAUAUAAGUGUGAUCAAAAUGUUGUUAAUAAAAACAGCAACUCUGCAUUGUUUGUUGCGUCAGCUAAAGGAUAUACUGAAAUUGUCAAAUUAUUGCUGGAACACAAGGGUGAUCCAAACGUUGUUAAUAAAAACAGAAACUCGGCAUUGCAUUUUGCAUCAGAUAAAGGACAUAUUGAAAUAGUCACACUAUUGCUAGAACACAAGUGUGAUCCAAACAUUAUUGAUGAAAACAGCAACUCUGCAUUACAUUUUGCCUCAGCUGGAGGACGCACUGCAAUUGUCAAAUUAUUGCUAGAACACAAGUGUGAUCCAAACGUUGUUUAUGAAAAUACCAACUCUGCAUUAUGUGUUGCGUCAGAUAAAGGACAUACUGAAAUAGUCAAACUAUUGCUGGAACACAAGUGUGAUCCAAACGUUGUUAAUAAAAACAGUAACUCUGCAUUGCAUUUUGCAUCAGAUAAAGGACAUACUGAAAUAGUUAAACUAUUGCUAGAACACAACAGUGAUUCAAACAUUAUUAAUGAAAAUAGCAACUCUGCAUUGCAUUUUGCGUCAGCUCUAGGACAUACUGAAAUAGUUAGAUUAUUAUUAGAUAAUGGAAGCAAUCCUCAUAUUUGCAAUCAAAAGUACGAAUCUCCAAUUUAUGUUGCUUCUCGUAAUGGCAAUACAGAAAUUGUAACGUUAUUGUUAAAUCAAUGGCAAUACAGAAAUUGUAACGUUAUUGUUAAAUCAUAA
Messenger RNA from Mytilus californianus (California mussel), 3312 nucleotides. Its product is annotated as serine/threonine-protein phosphatase 6 regulatory ankyrin repeat subunit B-like. The transcript is spliced from 3 exons. The record is from RefSeq and is a predicted model, not a curated record. The coding region runs from base 1 to 3312 and encodes 1103 amino acids. Gene Ontology annotation, molecular function: protein binding. Lineage: Eukaryota; Metazoa; Mollusca; Bivalvia; Mytilida; Mytilidae.